AUGACGGGGGAGACGAGGACGGAGGUGGUGAUCGUGGGCGGGGGCCCCGCCGGGCUUGCCACGUCGGCGUGCCUCAACGUGCUGUCGGUCCCCAACGUGGUCCUGGAGCGCGAGGCCUGCACCGCCUCGCUGUGGAAGCUGCGGGCCUACGACCGCCUCAAGCUCCACCUGGCCAAGCGCUUCUGCGAGCUCCCGCACAUGCCCUUCCCUGCGGGCACCCCCACCUUCGUCCCGCGCAAGCAGUUCCUGGACUACCUCACCGAAUACGAGCGCCGCUUCGCCCUCGCCCCCGUCUGCUCCACCCUCGUCGAGCGCGCCGCCUACUCCGACUCCGCCGCCGAGUGGCGCGUCACCGCCCGCGACGUCAUCACCGGGGAGCUCAGGCUCUACCGGAGCCGGUUCCUGGUGGUGGCCACCGGGGAGAACAGCCAGGGGUUCAUCCCCAGCGUUCCCGGGCUGAAGAGCUUCCCGGGGGACGUCCUGCACUCGACCUCGUUCAAGUCCGGCAGAGACUACGCCGGGAAGAGAGUGCUGGUGGUCGGAAGCGGGAACUCCGGCAUGGAGAUCGCCUACGACCUGUGCAACCACGGCGCCGAGACUUCCAUCGUCAUCCGCGCCCCAGUUCAUCUGUUUAACAAGGAGCUGAUAUAUCUGGGCAUGACCUUGCUCAAGUACCUCCCCGUCGCCGUGGUGGACGCCGUGGUGCUGCUCAUCGCCACGUUUAAGUACGGCGACAUGUCGAAGCACGGCAUUGUGAGGCCCGCCAAGGGGCCCUUCAGGAACAAGAUCGACACCGGCAGGUCCGCCAUCAUCGACGUCGGAACCGUCGGCAAGAUCAAGUCAGGAGAGAUUAAGGUGGUCAAGGGAGAGAUCAAAAGCAUCAAGGGCAACGAGCUCGAGUUCACAAAUGGUGAAACCAAAUAUUAUGAUCAUAUCGUCUUCGCCACGGGGUUUCGAAGCACGGCUAAGAAUUGGCUCAGGGAUGAUGAUAGUUUGAUGGAUGCGAAUGGAAUGCCUAACGAGAAGGCGCCGAACCAUUGGAAGGCAAAGAAGGGACUCUACUGCGCCGGCUUCGCCCAAUCAGGCUUGGCAGGAGUGGCCAUGGAUGCUCAGAACGUCGCCAACGAUAUCAAGAAACAUUAUGCAUAA
Messenger RNA from Zingiber officinale, 1149 nucleotides. Its product is annotated as probable indole-3-pyruvate monooxygenase YUCCA10. Gene Ontology annotation, molecular function: flavin adenine dinucleotide binding; monooxygenase activity; NADP binding. The transcript is spliced from 4 exons. Lineage: Eukaryota; Viridiplantae; Streptophyta; Magnoliopsida; Zingiberales; Zingiberaceae. Bases 1 to 1149 code for a protein of 382 amino acids. The record is from RefSeq and is a predicted model, not a curated record.